This is a messenger RNA of Annulohypoxylon maeteangense, 1606 nucleotides long. RefSeq names its product FAD/NAD(P)-binding domain-containing protein. The transcript is spliced from 4 exons. The record is from RefSeq and is a predicted model, not a curated record. Gene Ontology annotation, biological process: secondary metabolite biosynthetic process. Bases 104 to 1402 code for a protein of 432 amino acids. NCBI's taxonomy places the organism in Eukaryota, Fungi, Ascomycota, Sordariomycetes, Xylariales, Hypoxylaceae. Gene Ontology annotation, molecular function: FAD binding; monooxygenase activity.
CAUCCAGUCGCAACUUGGGGGAAUUCCUAAGCUUCCUGUAGCGAGGGGACUCUCCAUACAAUCUUGACACGCCUCGGGAAAUUCUUUGCAUUGUAUCAUCAAGAUGUCAACUCAUGGUCACACCAAUGGUGCAACAGGGCGAACUAAGACGGGCGUGAAAGUUCUAGUGGUUGGAGCCGGAUUCGGCGGGUUAGGAGCAGCGAUAGAAUGCCACCGCCAAGGACACGAUGUCGAGAUACACGAAGCCUUCCCAGAACUCAAGACCCUAGGUGAUAUCAUCUCGUUUGGACCGAAUGCGGGAAGAAUAUUCUAUCGCUGGUCGGAUGGCGAGGUCGUCCGACGAAUGCGACCCCUGAGUAUCGACUUGAGAAAGUAUGGCUUCAAUAUCCACAAGUAUGACACUGGCGAGAUUGUCAUUAAUCAGAAAACGCCCGAAUACGCGGUGGAUGCCCCGAAUUUCAAUGGACACCGAGGAGAGCUGCACGAAGUAGUUUUCAACUACGCCAAAGACGACCUGGCCAUACCGAUUCAUCUGGGAAAUAAGAUUGAGAAAUACUUCGAGAACGACAAAGAAGCUGGAAUAGUGCUGGAAAGUGGUGAAAAGAUUGCCGCCGAUGUGGUGAUCGCGUCGGACGGCGUACGUUCCAAAGCUCGGAAAGUCGUACUGGGAUAUGAAGAUAGACCAAAGAGUAGUGGGUACGCUGUUUGGAGGGCAUGGUUCCCAAACAAGGACAUGCUCGCAGACCCGAAGACCGCGCAAUUCUGCAACAACGGCGAUACUUUUAACGGCUGGAUAGGGCCAGAUAUGCACUUUUUGUUUAGCACCAUCAAGAAUGGCUCCGAUUGCUGCUGGGUCUUGACGCACCCCGACGAACAUGACAUCGACGAGUCUUGGAGUUUUCCGGGCAAGCUCUCGGAAGUGAAAGAGGCAAUAAAGGAUUGGGAUCCGCUAUGCACUCAGAUCAUUUCCAAGACACCCGAAGAAAUGCUCGUCGACUGGAAACUGGUUUAUAGAGAUCCGUUGCCUACCUGGGUCAGCCCGUCAGGGAGGAUUGUCCUUCUUGGUGACUCGGCACAUCCGUUCCUACCUACAAGUGCGCAAGGUGCUACACAGGCACUCGAGGACGGUGUGGUCAUUGCUGUAUGUCUGCGCCGCGGUGGAAAGGAUAAUGUUCCUGUCUCGGUCAGGGCACACGAGAAGAUUAGAUACGAUCGUGUGCGCGAAACCCAGAAGACCGGCGAAAGCACACGAGAUAUGUGGCAUAAAACCGAUUGGGAAAAGGUCAAGAAGAACCCUGAGAGUAUUCAGUUCCCUCGUCAGGAUUGGAUCUUCGAUUUUGAUGCGGAGAAAAACGCGGAGGAGUCAUACGAAGACAUCGUAAAGGAACUUCUCAAGGCAUAGGUCACUUCUCUUUCCAUGUUGCCCUAUUUUCAUAUAGAUUUUAUCGACCUUGAGCAGUAUAUGACUAGGUAGCUAGCUAUUUUGAGUAGAUCCGAUGUACGUCAGAUAUACAGCGACCUUUCAUAAAAAAAAAUAAAAAAAAAAAAUAAAUAAAUUGUAAAAGAAUAGUUGCGUCAAUUUGCUUCACCUGGACUGGGGUGGAUA